Suncus etruscus (white-toothed pygmy shrew) is the source of this 1237-nucleotide messenger RNA. It is a transcript of the gene LRRC61, whose product is annotated as leucine rich repeat containing 61. Lineage: Eukaryota; Metazoa; Chordata; Mammalia; Eulipotyphla; Soricidae. The transcript is spliced from 2 exons. Gene Ontology annotation, cellular component: cytoplasm. Bases 191 to 976 code for a protein of 261 amino acids. Gene Ontology annotation, molecular function: protein binding. The record is from RefSeq and is a predicted model, not a curated record. Gene Ontology annotation, biological process: outer dynein arm assembly.
UGCGGAGACUGGAAGUGGCUUCGGCUGGGAGAUGCUCCUGGCCUCCUCGGCCUUCCGCGGCGGCGUCAUCGGGAAACCGGCAGCAUCCGAGUCCUAACGGCCCCAAAAUGCGUGUGUCACAGAGACAGGCAGAUGUUGACUGACCUUCCCAAGGUGAUAGAGUGGUUUUGGGCCAUCCCCGCCUUGUACCAUGGAGCCAGCAGGCGAGAAGGCAGGCGAGGACGACCGAGUGCGGGUAACACCACAGAUGCUGAAGGCACACUCCGGCGAGUUUGCACUGGACUCCAUCCUGCUGCUGAGGCUGCGGGGCCUGGGCCUGGUGGAUCUGGGCUGCCUGGGCGAGUGCCUGGGUCUUGAGUGGCUGGACCUGUCAGGGAAUGUGCUUACACAGCUGGGCCCACUUGCCUGCCUUCACCAGUUGGCCGUGCUCAACUUGGCUGACAACCGGCUAAGUGGGCUGGAGCCACUGGCCGCCUGUGAGAGUCUGCAGAGGCUUAAUGUGGCUGGCAACCUGCUGGCCACUCCUGGGCAGCUACAGUGCCUGGCUGGGCUGCCGGACCUCCAGGACCUGAGGCUGCGGGACCCAUUGGCUCGGCUCAGCAACCCGCUGUGCGCCACCCCAACCUAUGGCACUGCUGUCCUCAAGCUGCUCCCCCGUCUCAAGGUCAUCGACGGGCAGCGCGUAAACGGCCGAGGCAGUGAUUUCUACCAGCUGUGCCAAGAUCUGGACAGCUCUCUGGGCCCCAGCAGCCCUAGCCCUAAUGUGGCCCCAGCUGCUACAGUCCAUCCCUGGGUGGAUCCCGGAUAUUGGGAAACCUGGCCCAGCCGGAGCAGCUCCAUUCUGGAGGAGGCAUGUCGGCAGUUCCAGGCCACACUGCAGGAGUGUCAUGACCUGGACCGGCAGGCCCAGGACCUCCUAGGUCAGGCCCAGUGUGUGCUGAGCUCCAAGGACGCUCCUUCCUCAUUCGUCUUCUGAAGGUGCCCUGAUCUUCACUGGUGCUUCGUCCCUGCCUCAGGAGCAGCCCCUCACUCAUACAGACACACAUAGACACACAGGCAUGCGCACACACGCCACCAGGGUUCCCAGCUCCUCAUGUACUCUGUCUCUCAGCUUGUGCCUCGGGAAGGGUGGUUGCAUCUCUCUAGGGUUGAUAGCUGGUCCUAGGAGAGGACAGGGACCCUUUGUCGUUUUCCCCAUUUCAUGUCCCCAGAGCUUGUUUUCUCUGUGCUCAUCCAU